Molecule: messenger RNA, 375 nt
Organism: Symbiodinium natans
Lineage: Eukaryota; Dinophyceae; Suessiales; Symbiodiniaceae
Source: the annotation of a GenBank genome assembly
AUGGCGGCGCCCUCGGCCCGGGAUUUCCUGGUCCGCGCGGAGCGUGUCCUGGGCCCAGAGCGCCCUGGGAUCCUGCAAAGCCUGAGGGCCAACGGCAACUUGCUGGCCAGGGUUUCCGACGAUCUGAGAGCUGAUCGCGAGAUUGUCACGGCUGCGGUUGAGCAGUGUGGCACAGCGGUGGCCUAUGCAGAUAUCGCCCUGCGUAAGGAUCGAGAGCUGGCCCUGACGGCCGUGCGGCAGACGGGCUAUGCCCUGGAAGUCUUGCACCCUUUGCUCCGGGAAGACGAGGAGCUGGUGCUCGCCGCGGUGGCCGAAAACGGAAAUGCGAUGCAGUUCGCCGCGCAUGAGCUGUGUGAGGACAAGCCUCAACCCUAA